Molecule: messenger RNA, 3762 nt
Organism: Suillus subaureus
Lineage: Eukaryota; Fungi; Basidiomycota; Agaricomycetes; Boletales; Suillaceae
Exons: 13
Coding region: 55-3468 (1137 amino acids)
Molecular function (GO): protein binding
Source: RefSeq, a predicted model, not a curated record
ACGCGGUUUGUUACUUUGUGGUUGCUCCCAAUAGUGACAAGCCACUGAACUAGAAUGCCGACGCCCUCUGAGACAUCGACCCGCUCACGUUUGUCGUUGUCGCGCACGACAUCAAACUCAACUACUACGCGUAUUUCCCCUAAGACGCGUGCACUGUCGAUCACAAGUGAUGCGAGCGGUUGCACGACUGUGAAGCCCACUAAACCAAUUUCGAAUUUGAAUUCCACCUCAAACAUGCUCUCCACGACGCCGACGCUCUUGAAGCGUUCUGGCACAGGUCCGCCAAGUGCUUUCCCGCGUUCUUUGUAUGCUUCCACUAGCAGCACUACAGACUCGAAUGGAAAUCGAGACGCAGUGUCAUCAACCCCGUCUCGAGCACGCGUCGUUUCAGAAACAUCUGCCCUAACUCCAUCACGUCAACACCGUGCUUCAGUCAACCUCGCCUCUCCCAAACCUGCUAUAAACUUCACAUCUCCAAGUCCCGCAAAGCACAAGAACAAUCCUUCAUCCGCGUCAGUCCGCGUGCGUACCACAAGCUCUGCUACUUCCAAUUCUGCAUCAGUAUUUGGAAGCGGUGAAACAGUUUCUAUGACCAGGACUGUCUCCAUGGAGAGUACUCCUACCACUGUACCCCCGUCUUCUGCGCCUAAGCCCCAUUCAAGCAACACACCCUCAAAACCAAACCCUUCAAUAAACACACCUUCAUCCAUCACACCUUCCAAGUCCUCUCCUCUCGCUCGCACCCAGCUACAGCGCACACCAUCAGGGACAUCCAAUAUGACACGGUCCCCUGGAACAAAAAAUAUGCACUCUCCGAGUCCAAAAGUCCGUUCUCCUGGCUCAAACUUCAUGGGUAAAGAGCCCGUCGCGUUGCUGUCCGAAUCCCUCGCCUCAAAAAGAGCUGUGACUGCGAGCGCCAUGGGCGGGACUAGAGUAGGGAGCGUCUUCAGCGAUGGUACCGGGAGUAUCAUCGGAGGUCCAAGACGCGUGAACGGACGCGUCAUGAACGGUGCCGUGAUCAAUUUGAAUGAUGACACGGGUCUGGAGGAUAUCUGGGAUCAUGAGGAUGAUGGGAUGACGUUUGAUAUGAUUACGGAUGUGGAUGGGGAAGGUGAUGAAGAGCUCGACCAAGCCCUCACCCAAAUCCGUACACUCCAUACCUCCAAACUCCUUGCCUACAAGCGUCUCCUCGAACGUGCGCACGCAAGUAGCGCGGCGCAGGUUUAUCAUCUUCAAGCUCAACUCGCAGAAUUGCGUUCUCAGUCUCAGUCUCAGGCCCAAGGGUCUUUGCAACUGGAGGGGGGCGAGUAUUGUGUAUGUGGUGGACGGAAGAGGGGGUAUUGGGACGCGGUUAGUUGGGGGGAUGGGGAUGAGACCGCAGAGGGUGGUGAUUUGGUAGAUGCUAUGAAGAAACUUGAUGAGAGGGAUGUUAGGAGGGCUAUGAGGGGGUUGGGGAGGGAGGGGCGGGGGAGGAUUAUCCAGAUCAUACUCGAAUCAACCCUCCCAGGCGACAUCCCCCUCCAAAUCCUCCUCCUCCAAAAAUACCUCAAAAGCUCAUUCGAUAUCAUCGGUUUCCUUGCUCCUGGGAUCGCCCUUCAAAUCUUGAGCAAGUUGAGCGUGAAAGAGGUUGUUAAGGCUGGGCUGGUCUCAAAAAAAUGGUAUACUGCAACUCGUCAUCCUACAUUGUGGAGAUGGCAUUGUCUGCGCUUAACUGCCAAUGAUCCGGUCCGUGUGAGGGCACCGGCGAAGCCUGAGGGAUGGUACCCUCUCUACCGCUCCCUCCACCACCGCGAGUCUAAUUUUGCGCAUGCGCUUCCGCAGAGCAUACGCUUUUUGAAUGGACAUACAAAUUUCUGUACGACGUUGUUGUUGAGAGGCAAGCGCCUCAUUUCAGGUUCCUAUGAUGAAACCAUCCGUUUCUGGGACAUCGACACCGGCGAGAUGAAAAAGUGCCUGCAGGUGAAGAAGCCUGUGAGCUGCGUGGAUUUCUUGGCGGAGGAAGAGGUUUUCGUCGUUGGGUUUCAUGAUGUUGGCCGUGUUCACCUUUUUUCCUCCGUCACAUUCACGCCUCUUCAACAACUUGCCGGACACCUCAAUGGUAUCCGCGCCGUUGCGCUUUCCUCCAAGAAUCUUGUCAGCGCAGGCGCUGACAAGGCUCUCGUGUGUUGGGAUUGGCGUGCCGGGACGAAGAUCGUGAGGUUUGGACAGCAGACAACAAUCAAUAUCGGUGUGCAGAUCGUCCAAGGGGGCACAGAGGCGGAGGGAGAGCGUGUGGUGGGCGUGACUAUCGAUGGCAUCGUUCGGGUUUUCUCGAUUAAGAGGAGAGAAAUGAUCUCGCAGUUCAAGCUCAGCGAACUCGGUGGUAGCGACCCUGUGUUGCAUGCGAAGCUGUUUAAUGUGGGCUCUGCGCCUAAUAAUAUGUUGCAGUGGUUCGCGGCUAAAGGCUCGCAGAUGACUUGUGCGACUAAAUCUGUGAUCUUGCAUCUGCAAUGGACCGAAGGCGAAGACGAGAAGACCCCUGCCGAGACGACUACGAUGAGCCCUACGUUCACUGGAAGGACUCUUACCUCACCUACACCCUCUUCCCUUAACCCGAGAUCACGCGCCGUCUCAUCCCUUAUACGGCCCACGCAGAUGUCUACUCCCCAGCGCAGACAGUCUGCACUCGGGGUGAGUACAUCGGGCUUACCCAAAUCGCGACUUUCGCUUGGGACACCUUCCACGCCUCUCUCCUCCAAUCUCAGCGCAUCUCAGCACUCAGGUGUAUCACCAUCCCCGCUCUCCCUACUUCCUCGAUCUGGCACUCCGCUGUCCCCGAUGGGUGCACCGUUAUCCCCUAUGGGUGCGGCGGGUGCAGAUGGGUUUGCGAUUCGGUUCGGGCGGGCGGCAAUUCUGACUGCACCUCCCAAGCUCGUUGCGCUCGUGGAGACGCCUGAUGUUGCUGUUGGGGCAGUAGAUCCUAGGAAGAGAAGGGUGGUUACUGCUACGAGGUUUAGUUCGCGAGCGGGGGCUGAUCGAAGGGUUCUGAUGUCGACGCAUAAAGACAAGGACAAGGUUGAUGUCCUUGAUGGUCCACUCGAUGAAGACACGGGGCCUACAACGGAUCAUGCAAAUCCGAUGUUCUCGUCCCCAACGCCGAGCGUUGAUAUAGAUGCAAAUAUCAUCCCUUUGUCGGGUGCAUGGGCGGCGCUUGCUCAUGCCACGCCUGAGGGCGUGAAAGGUCUUCUAGGUCCGUUGCCGCCCAAGUUUACGGGCUUGGCGGUGCCAGAGAAGAAUCCGAUGUCGAUGCAGCUCACGCAUGAGGAGGUAGUAGUGGGGUGCGCGGAUGGGACAAUUUACGUGAUGAAUUUCGUGGGGCAUGAGUAUAUGAAGGAGAGGUCUAAGACGGAGGAAGGGAUCGAGGAGGAGGAGGAGAGCAGUGACGAGGGAGAUGCAUCUGUGGAUAGGAGUUUGAUUUUUGGGGCUUGAAGGUCAUCGAAGAUUCAUGCAACCACACCAAAAGGACGGGCACCAAUACCACACCGAACAACUAGCAAAGGAAUACCAACUACUACCGCACUGGAUGGAACGCAUGGACUAGAGCAUUCAACAAUUUCGACAGGACAACUACCACCUACGCAGCACACUCGUUUUAUACCAUUAAUGAUUCGUUUAUUUAGAUUAUCGUUAGUUAGAAGUAGAGACAAAUAGCUCUUUAUAUGUGGCUCGUAUCAAUUAUCUUGCUUUGCGUCCUGGGACAGUCAAUAUUGACCUUUAAGAAAC